UCGAACGAAUAUAGUGAGCGCUGUCAGCGCGCCUCUACCGUUGACACCGCCGCUUAAAAGUUGAUGUCGUCUAACCGUAGACGACGUAAAAAGAACAAGAACAAGGGGCAAACAAGACGCAUAUGACUGCCGUCGAGUGCUUUUUCUGCGGUAACAAAAGUCGAUGUUCUAACGCUAGUUCUUUGUUCACCGAUUGGAAAGGAGUGAAAAAAAGUUUAACAAUUAAAAAAAUCUAAAUUCCUAUUCCACAAAAAAUGAAAACAAAUGAGUCUCUGUGGUAGCAGAAAUGAGUCACAAAAUCGUUCGGUUGAUGCCUUGAAAUCGUAAUCGAAAUUGUCGUAUACUUCUUGUUGGCCAUCCAUCUGUCUGUCGGUCGGUCGGUACAUCAACAAGUGUGAGUGCGCGAGAACGUAUCACGUAUCGUAUCUUCUAAUGUGAAUUUGUGCAUAGAGAAUGAGGAGUGAAGAUGAAUAUGCAAAAGCAAACAAAUGAAAAUAAAAACCAAAACAAAUCAAAUCAAAACAUUUAAAAUUUGCGUUUGUUGUGUUGUUGUCUGUCGUAUGGUUUGUAACGGCCUGUUGCGUUUUUCGCUGAUUGUUUAGCUUUGCUUGCGGUAUUUGAUUUGCGACACGAUUUUGUGGUCACUUCUUUUCUCGGCUCGUGCCUUUAGUUCUAAAAAUCAAACGACAACUGCGGGCAGACAGACUGGGCGUUAUGUUGCCUCGCGACACCAAUUACACGUUUCUGUAGUAUUCGAGGAGUAGAGCUUACCCUUUUUGUGAGUGAGAAAAAUGAAGCAGAAAAUUCAUUGAGUAAAAGAAAUUCUUUGCAUGAAUGAAUGAAUGAAUGCAUGUGAAGAAUGCUUUGUUUGUGGUAUAAUUGUGUACUGUGCUUGUUCGUUUUGAAGUUGGUGGUGUUUAGUUAACAGAUUCUAAAUGGAAAUGAACCUCAACGAUAUGCUGCCAACAAGUGAUCAUGUAUUGCGGACCCAUGUGCUCGAACAGGAGAUGCGCAAUCCAUACAGUAUUUGCAAUGUAGACUGCCUGCUAGACACAGUGACCGCUUUGGUGAAUGACUGCGAUCAUGAGUCAUUGAAGCGUCUGAAAAAUAUAGAGCAAUAUGCAUCAAAAUACAAACCACUUGCACAACAGAUCUGCCAGCUGCGCAUGAAUGUCGAGGAUUUUGAUUUUAUUAAAAUCAUUGGCGCCGGUGCCUUUGGCGAAGUACAAUUGGUACGACACAAAUCCUCCCGUCAGGUGUAUGCCAUGAAACGGCUGUCCAAAUUCGAAAUGAUGAAACGACCCGAUUCGGCGUUUUUCUGGGAGGAACGUCACAUAAUGGCCCAUGCCAAUUCCGAAUGGAUUGUUCAAUUGCAUUUUGCCUUUCAAGAUACCAAGUAUCUGUAUAUGGUCAUGGAUUAUAUGCCUGGAGGUGAUAUUGUCUCAUUGAUGUCCAUGUAUGAGAUACCCGAAAAGUGGGCAAUUUUCUAUACGAUGGAAGUGGUACUGGCCCUAGAUACUAUACACAGAAUGGGUUUUGUGCAUCGUGAUGUUAAGCCCGACAAUAUGCUGCUCGAUCGCCAGGGUCAUUUGAAAUUGGCCGAUUUUGGCACUUGCAUGCGAAUGGGGGCCAAUGGUCUGGUGGUGUCCAGCAAUGCUGUGGGCACCCCCGACUACAUCAGUCCCGAAGUGCUGCAAAGUCAGGGUGUGGACAAUGAAUAUGGACGCGAAUGUGAUUGGUGGUCGGUGGGCAUAUUCCUCUAUGAAAUGCUGGUGGGCGAUACUCCUUUCUAUGCGGACUCUUUAGUUGGUACUUAUGGCAAAAUUAUGGAUCACAAGAACUCCCUGAGCUUCCCUGCCGAGGUGGAAAUCAGUGAAAAUGCCAAAAGUCUGAUAAGAGCGUUUCUCACGGAUCGCACUCAGCGCUUGGGUCGCCAUGGCAUUGAUGAAAUCAAAGAGCACCCCUUCUUCCAAAACGACACCUGGAGUUUUGACAACAUCAGAGAAAGUGUGCCCCCCGUAGUGCCCGAAUUGUCUUCGGAUGAUGACACCAGAAAUUUUGAAGAUAUCGAAAGGGAUGAAACACCCGAAGAAGUUUUUCCCAUACCCAAGAAUUUUGAUGGCAAUCAUUUGCCCUUUAUUGGCUUCACCUAUACCGGAGAUUAUCAGCUGUUGUCCCACAACGACACCGUGGAUGCCGAGGCUAAGGAAAACAACAUCAACACGGCCAAUCACAAUCACCGACACAGGCCUUCCAAUUCGAAUGAAAUCAAACGCUUAGAGGCUCUUUUGGAGAGAGAACGCAAUCAUGCUGAGACUUUGGAGAAACAAGACAAGUCGCUGAGGCAACAGCUCGAGUUGAUAACCGGGCGAGAGACGGAGCUGCAAAACAUGGCCUCGGAGUAUGAAAAGAAUCUGGCCAUUACCCAGCACAACUACAAAAUAGCUUUACAGAAAUUUGAGCAGGAAAUCGAGCUGCGCAAGAAAACCGAAACUCUGUUAGCUGAGACCCAAAAGAAUCUCGACAACGAGCAGAAGAUUCGUACUAGAGAAAUGAGCAAUAAUCAGCAUCAUAAUGAGAAGAUAAUCACGCUGGAGAAGCAGCUCAAGGAAAUGGAGGAGAAUUUCAAAAACGAAACCGAAAAUUCGCAAAAGCUUAAAAAGCAGGCAGCCGAAUGGGGUCUGGCCAAACAGGAAUUGGAGGCGAAAAUUGCUCAACUGCAAGUGCUGAUAGCAGGUUUGCAGAAUCAAAAGGAAUCACUGCAGCAGGAAGUGGCCGAGCUGCAAGCUCAACUGGCCCAGGAGAAAAAUUCACGUUCGCAACUGAAGGAACUGCACAAGGAGACGGAGAAUAAGCUGCAAUCACUGGCAAAUGAUCUGGAAAGAGCCAUAACGCGAGAGCAACAGGCCUACGAAGACAAUCGUGUGCUAAGCGAAAAGAUUUCAGACCUGGAGAAGGCUCAUGCCGGUGUAGCAUUCGAAUUAAAGGCAGCUCAGGGCCGCUACCAGCAAGAAGUGAAGGCCCAUCAGGAAACAGAAAAAUCUCGUAUGCUUAGUCGCGAAGAGGCCAAUCUACAGGAAGUUAAGGCUCUGCAGACUAAACUCAAUGAAGAGAAAUCGGCUCGCAUAAAAUCCGAUCAAAAUUCUCAAGAAAAGGAGCGGCAAUUGUCCAUGCUGUCGGUGGACUAUCGCCAGAUACAACAACGCCUGCAGAAACUCGAAGGCGAGUGUCGGCAAGAAGGUGAAAAAGUCUCAGCUUUGCAAUCUCAAUUAGAUCAGGAGUACACCAAGAAAAAUUCCCUACUCUCUGAUUUAAGCCUUAAGAGUUCCGAGGUGGCCCAUCUGAAGUCACGGGAAAGUCAACUGCAAAAGGAGGUAACCGCCUUGAGGGAAAACAAGCGCAAAUAUGAGGAAGAUAUGACCGCACUAAAGAUCUCCCUCAAUAAGGAAAUUCUCCAGAAGAAAGAGCUUCAAGAUCAACUCGACGCCGAGCAGAUAUUCUCCCGCCUUUACAAAGCCCAAGCCAAUGAGCAUAGAGAAGAAAUCGAGGAGCGUUGUCGGGAAAUACAAGACCUCAAAGAGGAACGUGUUUCGCUCAAGCACCAAGUGCAAGUCGCUGUGGCCCGUGCCGACUCUGAGGCUUUGGCCCGCUCCAUAGCCGAAGAGACUGUGGCCGAUUUGGAGAAGGAGAAAACUAUAAAGGAAUUGGAACUGAAAGAUUUCAUGACCAAACAUCGCAAUGAAAUUGCCGCCAAGGAAGCUUUACUCUCCGCUGCAAAGGAUGCCGAAUCGGAUUAUGUUAGGAAAUUGAAUCAAAAGAACUCAGAAUAUGAUGAACUGCAGCGGCAGAACAAGAAUCUCCAGGAUGAAAUGAAUCGAGUCAAAACAUCCAAAGAGGAGGAUAUCUUAAAGCUCACAGAGAAAUGGAAGACGGAGAUUCUACUGAAACAGGUGGCCGUUAAUAAAUUGGCUGAGGUGAUGAAUAGACGUGAUACCGAUUUGAAACAACAAAAAGGCAAAACACGUUCAUCGGCUGAGUUACGCAAGAAGGAAAAAGAAAUGCGUCGCAUACAACAAGAGAUGCAACAGGAACGUGAGAAAUACAAUCAAUUGCUACUUAAAUACCAAGACCUAAACAGUCAGGUCAUUGAAGACGGUCACAUUAAACAAAAACUUCAAAUGGAAAUCGAUUGUAAGGCAACCGAAAUUGAGCAGCUACAAUCAAAACUUAAUGAAACAGCAUCAUUGUCAUCAGCCGACAAUGAUCCCGAGGAUAAUCAAAAUUCAUCUCUGCUUUCACUUACACAGGAUUCGGUGUUUGAGGGCUGGUUGAGUGUGCCCAAUAAACAGAAUAUCAGACGCCAUGGCUGGAAGCGUCAAUUUGUUGUGGUAUCAUCGCGCAAAAUUAUAUUCUACAAUUCGGAAAUCGACAAACAGAAUACCAUUGAUCCUGUGCUAAUAUUAGAUUUAAGCAAAGUAUUUCAUGUACGUUCAGUAACUCAGGGUGAUGUUAUAAGAGCCGAUGCCAAAGAGAUACCGCGCAUAUUUCAAUUAUUAUACGCUGGCGAAGGUGAAGCCCGCAGGCCUGACGAGCAACAACAAUUGGAUAUGAGUAUGCUGAGAGGUGGUGCCGGAGAUGAAAGACCGGGAUCAAUAAUACACAAAGGUCAUGAAUUUGUGCAUAUUACCUAUCAUAUGCCUACUGCCUGUGAAGUAUGUCCUAAACCCUUGUGGCAUAUGUUUAAGCCGCCGGCGGCGUAUGAAUGCAAAAGAUGCCGCAAUAAAAUCCACAAGGAACAUGUCGAUAAUAAUGAUCCCUUGGCUCCUUGUAAACUCCAUCACGAUCCUCAUAGUGCCAGAGAAAUGCUGUUGUUGGCCACAACGCCCGAUGAACAGAAUUUAUGGGUAUCACGUCUCUCUAAACGUAUCCAAAAAUGUGGAUAUAAGGCAAAUUCCUCAUCUAAUAAUAAUAGCAAUAAUUCAGAUGGUAGUAAAAUAUCACCAAGGCACUAAAGUGUAACUUAAAUGUUAAUGAAAAAAAGAAAACAAAAAUCAUAUAAAUAUUAAAGCUUUUUGUUUAUAUUCUAAUCAACCUUGUACCUUUCUUACUUCCUCUCUUCGCCUAGAACCUUGGUUUUCCUUUAUUUAUCUAUAUUCCUAUAAUCAUUGUAUUUGUUAAGCCAUUGCCAAAACUCUUUAAAGAGAGCCAAUAUUAAAAUGAAAAAAAAAAAAACAUUAAAAAUAAAAAAAGAAUAAAUAUUUUGAUAUAAAUAUAUUUAAAAAUAUUGCUUUAUAUUUAAAACAUAAAUAAAGCGUAAUAAUAUGUUUUUUUUUAGAAUUAGCUUGUAUAUUCCAUUAAGUUUAUUUAGAAUUAUAUUUUCUUAAAUGUUCUUCCCUUCUUUCUAACUUCCUUCCAUCCAAACCCUUUACAUCCAGGCAACUUUUUUUAAACGAAAACUGUUUAAAUAUCUAAAAUUAAAAAAAUGAUAUUACCUAUUUGUUGAAGGAUAUCAAGAAUGUUUUCAGAAAAGAAAGUCUGAAUUUAUUUAAAAAAUUAAAAAUGCGUAUUUGGUCGUGGAAAUGAUGUGAUCCUAUAUAUCUCCUACUUUAGAUAGUUAAUAACGCACGCCUUUAAAGUUAAUUGGCAUAUACUUGGCAAAAGACAUUUCCAUGGAUACUAUAAAUAAUAAGGACCCUUUAUAUUAUAGACCAAUUACAAGGCAGAUCAAUAGAAGGUAGUGUUUGCUGUUCCCAAAACCAAAUGUUAUACUCAUCUGGGGUGUUUUAGGGAUUAUGUCACCUGCAGAAAACAAAAGUUUAAAGGCCCCAUGAACAUUAAGAAUGUCAAAAUGUGCCGAUUAAAAAUUACACAAAUAGUAGAAAAAAUAAUGCAAUAAUAAAAUUGACAUCCUUUAUGACAAGAAUUGUCAAAAAUCAAAAAAAUUGGAUGUCGGCUCAUUGGUUUCCGAAACCUAGUUUAGUUGUUGUUGCAGUGUGUUGUACACUGAGGUGGCAGCCCUUGCUGAUGAAAGACUCCAUCGGGUCAAUCCGAUACAUACAACCGGCUGCCAUGUAAUUCACCUUAUUUAGUGAAUCCUGUUAGAAUUUGAGCAUCCACCAAACAAGCUUCGAAACAAUAACCCGACUUAAAUUUUUUUAUGAAUUGUUGAUAAUACUGGCCACAAAGGCUGUCAACUGAUUUCUUGUUUACAUUCAUUGUUUUUUACAUUUUCUUCUAUCCAUCGACAAGAUGGAUGGAUCCAAAAUAGGUGCAAGUUACACAUUUACUCAUAUGCCAUAAUUUCAAAUGUCAUCUCAUCUAUGGGGUUGUAACAAUUGCUGUGUUUUAUUUUAGUACUGGAUAGACAAGCCGUAAAGGGCAAAAUAAAACUCAAUAAAAAAAAUUUAACAAUAGUAAAAUCUAUAAACAAAAUUUGCAAAACAUGCUUGGUCCUAGAAGUCAAAUAAAAUGUGUUAAGAUAUAUGCAGGCAAUUUUAUAAAUAAUGGGUUUUUAUUUCAUUUUGUCAUUCACAAUAGAGUAUUUCUGCGGUUGGCCACACUUAUAUGUGAAAAACAUAUCAUGGCAAUCCUAACGACAGAUGUUCUACAUAAGCCUGCACUGGUCAUUUAUCCAGAACUUCGUUGUCCUGGAUAGAUGUCAUUUUCAUACAAAUUACAUUGCACUGCACUAUAUAGUACUAAUGGGUCAAUUAUGCAUUGCUACUUAACUGCAGUCGCGUUGCUAGGAGAUAAAACCUUGAUAUAAAAAUUAGUAAAACGUUGGAAAUUGUUGUCAAGUGCAGUUAAUGUAAGUGUUUUGAACAUUCAGCUACUAGGUUAGGUUAAGUAAGGGUGGCAGUCCUUUACAGACUCACUUAGACAAUUUUAAGUCCAUUGUGAUACCACAGUAGCGAAACAAUUAAAGAUGGUCUCAUUUGUACAACAACCACAAAUCAUAUGGCACAAUCCGCCAUCUUGUCAACAAGCUGAUCGACGUUUUGCCAACACACACAAAGAAAUUAUGAAUUAUGAAUAUUAUUUUUAUAGGCUGUACAUUGAUUUUAACAGACCACCGGACUGAAAUGGGGGUCGUCUACGUCAAUUCUUUGGUGGUGCAUAUAAAGACAUAAACCCCAUUUUUGGCUUGUAGAUCAUUUGGUAGGUUUUAUUCAGGUUUGGUAGGAUUUUUUUUUUAAUUUUGGUACGAAAUAAUUUUCAUGAGUGACAACACUGAUCUUGACGUAUUGUACGUCUUUGUCGUUAUUACUUUGGCAACUCUACGCACAGAAACGAAAAAUUACACUGCAGAGCUGCCACUUUCUGUACUCAUAAGACUAGUCUUAUGUACUUCAAAUACGAAUAGAGCGCGCUCAAAUCGGCAUGUAUUCUCAUUUGUAUUGUAAUUAUUUUUUUAUAGGCAUGUGUCUACAUGUAUGUUCGGUGAAAUAGAAGCUUUGUUUAAUCGAAAAUGUUUCGUAUUUAUUCCAAAAUCAAUGUGUAAUAUUAACUUUUUCGUAUGUAUCACAUCAUGUGUACAAUUUUUAUAGUUUUUGAAAUUAUGAAAGCACGCUUAUUAAUUGAGUGUGCACACGUUUCUGAAAUGUUUUAAGAAAAACCAAGACAAAUACUCUAAAACCAUCGUAAAUAAUUAUCAUUAUUUCGUUCGUUAAAAUAAAUACCAAAUAAUUUACGCUGGUAAGUUAACGAUUUUCUAUUUGUUAGCCCAACAGCUGAUUUUAACGAUGUCGAUUAUCGUUAAAAGUUAAUACAGAAUACCAAAAUCGUUAAAUUUUCUGCUACCGUUUUUUAAUUAAACAAUUUUUGUUAAAACUAAAUAAGCUGUGAAAAACCGUUUACGUUUUCUUCUAUUUGUAAUAUUUUAGCCAUCAGCACAUUUUGACAGUUUCAACGUUAAUGGGAGCCUUCCUAUAAAAAAACUUAUAAAAAACUUUUUUUCAGCACCUAUUGCAGAGUCAAGAGGAUAGGAGCCACCAUGGCUCAAAAACAAAAUUUCUCACGCGAACAGCUGGUAUCAGCCGGCCAGAUUAAGACGUCAGAUCUUUAUUGAAUUCUUUACUUUUUUCUCACACACGAGUUUUGAAUAUUUUUUUUUUGUAAAUCAUCUUGAUGACAAGAUUGCCAUAUGAUUUGUGAAUGCGUUAUAAAAGAAAACAUGAAAAUUACCGUUACAUGCUGAAAACAAAAAGUGGAAAGAUCCACUAAAAAUUGUGAUUAUCAAAAUAGGCCGAUUGAAAAUGUCUUUAAAUGUCACAAAUCAGAGUAAACCCGAAGCAAUAAUAAGUGUACACAAAGAGAAAUAUUCUAUUAGUGAAUCCUGGAGUUCCAGCAAAAUCGACACACAUUAAAACUUUUUAACCAAAAGGGCGGUACGCAUCUCAAACAAAAUUUUUGUUUCCAUAAAAAGUUUAUUAUAAUAUGUUCUAAGCGAAAUUUUCGAUUUCGAUGCCGUUACCGAAAAUUUUGAUUGCAGGUACGCAACUCAAAUGAAAUUAUCUUUGCGUAACAGGGUGACAUAAUAGCCAUGGGAGAUUUUUUUCUUGUAACUACGAAAGAAAAUUUAUAUUUUGAUGGCUUCCUGCAACAUGAAAUAAAUUUAUUUGUAAAUAAAAACGGUUAAUUUCAGCACAUUUGUACUUUAUUGGGUAAAAAUGAUUAAAUCGGGCUACAUAAUAAGUCGAUGUAGUAUAAACAAUUAUUUUCCACUGAAAACAUAAUUGGCUGCAACGGAAAAUUUCUUCCGAAAAUUCCGAGCUUUACCUAGCAAAUUCGAUCUACGUAGCAAAUUUGCCCUUGAAAAUUCCUUCUACUACUACUUCUCUCGUAUCAGUAAGUGCUGAACGAUUGAAGGUAACUGUUUUUUAUUGUCCAGUCUGAACGGCGUGUCGCAGAAUGACACCACUAAGUAGAGAAGUUUUGCACAGCUGGUUACUUUACAUAUAUCGCUAGAACUAGAAGGGAAUACCCACAUCUGAUCACCCAUAUUAUGUAUAUAAGUUGUAGUCGAAUUUACGACUUCGACUGACCAAAAUUUAAGUUCAUAUUUAGUCAGAAUUAAGUUUAAAAUCGAGGUAUUUUUUUAAACUAGAUAGUGUUUGCUUGCAUAAAUAUUAUUCUAAAAAAACAAUGUGAUUUUGUACAUAAUAACAAUAAUAUGUGGAUUGCGGAUUGCAACUCAACUUCAGUUGAGUUGCCAACGGGCAAAUAUGUUAUAGAAAUGUAAAUUUUUGCAUUGAAUUGUAUACUUUUUUACAAUUUGCUUAGCAGCUGAACUUUCAAAACAUUGACAUUGAAUGAAACUGACAAAAGUUUCCAUCUUUAAACUAAUUUUUACUUCAUGAUUUUAUAUUCUGGCAACGCAAUUAUAGGUGAGUUGCCAUCCAUAAUUGACCCCUAAAAUAUAAAGUCGAAUUUUUGUCAGUCGUAGUCGAAUAUUUAAAUUCGAUAUAGGUUAUAAGGGCGAAUAUUUUCUGAUGUUCUCGCUGGGAUUUGAUUCCAGGCGCUCAGUGUCAAAGGCGAACAUAAUAACCUCUGCUCUAUAGUGGCCUCUAUUGAUCUACCUUGUGUUGAAUCAUGAUAUGCACAUUAUGCGUCCUUUAGAUUGACACAAAUAAAUUUUUAAAGUUUAGAUUUCAUAAUUUGAUUUAAAUACAUAAAAAAAUAUAUUAACAUUUAUUUUAAACAAAUUUCCCUAUUAAUAUGCAAGUUACACGGUACAUCUUGAUCACCCAUACAAAACAUGAAUGCAUCACAUGCAUACAUGUUCAUCAGUUAUGGUAAGAAUACCAAUUUUCGAUGAUUGAUUUUAACUGGAUAUAUUGUUUAAACAGAAAUGUGUAAUACUUGCUUUACUGACAUUUAUUAAUAGGAACUUUACGAAAUAUAGGUAGGAAGAGACAAAAUGUAAAAAAACCCAAAAUAAAAUAAAAUCGGUGGAAUAUAAAGUUAAAUAAAUCAUCUACAUAUUAUAAUAACACAUUUUCCAUUAUUGUAUUAUGUUUGAAAACAUCUUUGAAUAUUUUUAAAAUUUGCUCAAUCCUCUGAUUUCUUUCUGAUACUUCCUUCAACUUUCCUCUUUAAAAUAAGUGUUAGUAAAGAAACUAAUAAAAAAAAAUUAAAGAAACACUGCUAUCAUUACCUAUUUUGCAACUAAUAAUUCCAUUGCUUAAACUUA
Messenger RNA from Stomoxys calcitrans (stable fly), 10192 nucleotides. Its product is annotated as rho-associated protein kinase 1. Gene Ontology annotation, cellular component: cytoskeleton; cytoplasm. Gene Ontology annotation, molecular function: small GTPase binding; Rho-dependent protein serine/threonine kinase activity; ATP binding. The coding region runs from base 936 to 5012 and encodes 1358 amino acids. Gene Ontology annotation, biological process: Rho protein signal transduction; regulation of cell junction assembly; cortical actin cytoskeleton organization. NCBI's taxonomy places the organism in Eukaryota, Metazoa, Arthropoda, Insecta, Diptera, Muscidae. The record is from RefSeq and is a predicted model, not a curated record. The transcript has 10 exons.